Lutra lutra (Eurasian river otter) is the source of this 3586-nucleotide messenger RNA. RefSeq names its product katanin catalytic subunit A1 like 2 (gene KATNAL2). The transcript has 16 exons. Bases 803 to 2422 code for a protein of 539 amino acids. The record is from RefSeq and is a predicted model, not a curated record. Gene Ontology annotation, molecular function: protein binding; ATP binding; ATP hydrolysis activity. Lineage: Eukaryota; Metazoa; Chordata; Mammalia; Carnivora; Mustelidae.
UGGAAGAAGCAGCUGGAGGAUAAUGAAGAGGGGAUGGUUUAGAAUAGGAUUAACAGCAAGCGAGACAGAAGGCAAAGACACUGAAGACACAAAAUAGUUAACACAUGAAGAAAAUGGAGCAGAGGAAAAUGUCAAGUCCCUGUUUGUCCGCUUUUAAAGAGCAUAGGUCCAGAGCGAAGGGAGUUGGAGGAGAAGGGAAAGGUUGACGCACACUCUGCAUCCCAGAAAGCCUCUGACAGCCAAAGUCCACAGCAGAUUCUUCCAGUCUAAAAGGACCACUUGCAGACAUUUCAAAGUAAAGCAGAAAGUUCCUUCCAAACCUUACCUUAAUACGGGGGGACGGCGGGGGAGGGGGGAUAGAGAUGGGGACCUGGAAAAGACAGAGUGUCAAAGUGUAGUCUUGGGAACGUAAGCGCUGGGUCACAAAGGCCUGGACAAUAGCCGAAAUCAAGGACAAAUAAUACGAUACAUAAACUUGGUAACCUGGCAUUUUAGAGGCAGAAAUGAACCGAACAAGAACAACUUCAAGCCCCGCCCCAAACCCUGUCAAUCAUUCCCCCUCCCUCUCUUGAUUGGUCAGUGCCCUACAAAGGCUUUGGAUGAAACGUGCUUAUUUUAAUAUUGAUUGGCAUGAGAAAGAAUCCAUCUUUGCCCAGCGAUUGGCUGACCAGUCCAGGCUCCGGCCAAUCCUGAAAGGGGCGGGCUAGUUAAGCGUCAGGUUUCCCCCAGCAGUUUUCUUUGGAAGUACUGGUCAGGCUAGUGACUGGCCCUUUUCACUUCUCUGGCCCUGAAACGGUAGCUGAUGGAGCUUUCUUACCAGACCCUCAAAUUCACGCACCAGGCACGGGAAGCGUGUGAGAUGAGGACAGAAGCUCGGCGAAAAAAUCUCCUUAUUUUGAUUUUGCAUUACUUAACACAAGAAGGAUACAUCGAUGCAGCCAAUGCUUUGGAGCAAGAAACUAAACUGGGGUUACGACGCUUUGAAGUUUGCGACAACGUUGACCUUGAAACUAUUUUGAUGGAAUAUGAGAGCUACUAUUUUGUAAAAUUUCAGAAAUAUCCCAAAAUUGUCAAAAAGGCAUCAUCAGACACAGUGGAAAAUAAUUUACCACAAAGAAGUGGAGGGAAGACCAGAAGAGUGAUGAGCGACAGCUGUCAAAAUCUUCCCAAGAUCAGUCAGCAGAGGCCACGGUCCAGAACCACAGCGGGGAAAUCGGGGGAUGCCAAAUCCCUCCAUAAGGAGCAUCCUAAACAGGAGGCUGUCAAUAAUCCCCAAGCGGGGAGUACUGACUUUGGCUUGAGCAUAUCAGGAAUCAACAAAGGCAGUGGAGAAGAAAACGUCCGCCCACAAAAAGGCCAAAUCGUUGACUUCCGAGGGCUGCUCACAGAUGCCAUCAAAGGAGCAACCAGCGAACUUGGCUUGAACAGCUUUGACUGUAACCCAGACCCCUCAGAACGAUUGUUGAAACCUCUGAGUGCAUUUAUUGGCAUGAAUAGUGAGAUGCGAGAAUUGGCAGCCGUGGUGAGCCGGGACAUUUAUCUCCAUAAUCCAAACAUAAAGUGGAAUGACAUUAUUGGACUCGAUGCAGCCAAGCAGUUAGUCAAGGAGGCUGUUGUGUACCCUAUCAGGUAUCCGCAGCUGUUUACGGGAAUCCUUUCCCCCUGGAAAGGUCUACUGCUGUAUGGUCCUCCAGGCACAGGCAAGACCUUACUGGCUAAAGCUGUGGCCACGGAGUGUAAAACCACCUUCUUUAACAUUUCUGCAUCUACCAUUGUCAGCAAAUGGAGAGGGGAUUCAGAAAAACUUGUUCGGGUGUUAUUUGAACUUGCCCGCUAUCACGCCCCCUCCACCAUCUUCCUGGACGAGCUGGAGUCAGUGAUGAGUCAGAGAGGCACUGCUCCUGGCGGAGAACAUGAAGGAAGCCUUCGGAUGAAGACAGAGUUACUGGUGCAAAUGGAUGGCCUGGCUCGCUCAGAAGAUCUCGUGUUUGUCUUAGCAGCCUCUAACCUGCCAUGGGAGCUGGACUGUGCCAUGUUACGCCGCCUGGAGAAGAGGAUAUUGGUUGAUCUCCCCAGCCGGGAGGCCAGGCAGGCCAUGAUCCACCACUGGCUGCCCCCCGUGAGCAAGAGCAGAGCCCUGGAGCUGCGCACGGAGCUGGAUUACAGUGUGCUGAGCCGGGAGACGGAGGGCUACUCGGGCUCAGACAUUAAGCUCGUCUGCAGGGAAGCAGCCAUGCGGCCUGUGAGGAAGAUCUUCAGUGCCCUUGAAAAUCACCAGUCAGAGAGCAGCAAUUUACCUGGAAUCCAGCUGGAUACAGUGACCACUGCUGACUUCUUAGAUGUGCUAGCUCACACCAAGCCUUCAGCAAAGAAUCUGACUCAGAGAUACUCAGCCUGGCAAAGUCAGUUCGAGUCUGUAUGAAAUCACACCGACCCUGACCGGGCCACAGAGACCACCACGGAGGCCUUGCCAUUUAUUAGUGUAAGCAGAAGAACAUGAUGGUUGGGAGAGAAAAGAAAAAAUUAUACUUGAAGACUGAGUUCAUUUGAACAACUCGACUGUUUUGGAAAUGAGAGAUAUUUUUGUUAAUCUUUCCUGCCUGAUGCCAGCAGAAUAUGGAAGAUGUCAGUUACAGGUAUAUAGGCUAUUAGUCGUGCAAUGCAGACUUCUCCCCCUUCCACUGAGACUCCCUACACUUUGAUGAACGAUUUCUUACAGUGUUCCGUGUUUGUGAAUUGGUAUUUUUAUUCUGAAGAAAAAGAUGUAGUGUUGGAAGCUGUGCUGGAAUGCACAGUGCUUCCAAGUCAAGGGGGCCCCUUAGAAGCGAAGCGUGACAGACCAUCUGGCCAGUUGACGGGCUUGAGGGGGGUUAAGAAUGGUGCGGGGAAGGACACAUGGUGUUUUUUUCUGACGAUGUCCUGAGUGUCAUCAGCUCUCCCUAACUCUGACCCCAACCAGUAUGAUCAGCAGCAAAGCCCCAGCAGACUAGCUCCCCCACAGAGGUCUGGGGGAGGGGCUUCGGGAGCCUCAAGCCACCAGCUCCCAGUCCCCGUUCCUAACAUCUUCCGACUCUUCACAGCACGUGUGCUCUGCCUUCUCCUGAUGGCCACAGCUCCUCAGUGGAUCCACAGCUUAGGGAAGGGUAGCCCCAGGACAGUCAUCCUGGGGCUUCCCUUCCCUUAGGCUCCCCUGCAUCUCCUUAUGGGGUUGUUAACAGAAGCAGUUCCCUCAGAAACUCGUGAUCUGGGCCACCUACUUUAAACCCUUGAAAAAUGCCACUAAGUGAUGCCACCACCACUCUUCCCCGCUAGAACUUACCUGUGGUUGUCCCUUCCUUCUUCCCUUACUCACCUCAUUUUCUUCAUCCCUCUGCAAGGCACACUCCUCCCUGAAGAAAAACUUGCAGGGAAAGGGGUAUUUUGGAUAGCUAAACAUUCCAAAGGACUUUAUCCUAAUUUUAAACAAAAACAAAGCAUUUGGGGGGUACUGAUUAUUUUGAGAAUAUUCUGAAAUGCCUUUUAAAAUGCCAUUUCAUGGGUAAUGUAGUCAAACAGAAAAUACACCAUAUAUAACAAAUUAAAAAUA